UCCCAAUAUCAUCUUCGUGUGUAGCGUCUCGUCUUCUUCGCGAUGACUCACCUACUCCGCUUCGAUGCAAUAUCACCAAAUUUACCAUUUUGCCAUGCAGCCCUGUGCCCUCCUCCUGUUCCUGCCGUUAAACUUAAUCUUCGUCUGCUGCGACGAAACCCCAUCAUUUGCCCUCUGACCCGAUCGCCCUCGUCUCCUCUUCCCCACUCCCUCCGGCGCCUUCGGCUACGGUCGGUAGUCGCAUCCAUGGCCGAGGAAGCGCAAGCGAAGCCCUUCGCCGUCCUCUUCGUUUGCCUCGGGAACAUCUGCCGUAGCCCCGCUGCGGAGGCCGUGUUCACCGAUCUCGUGCGGAAGCGGGGAGCGGAGUCCAAGUUUAUGAUCGACUCCGCCGGAACCAUCGGCUAUCAUGAAGGGAAUCCAGCGGACUCGCGGAUGAGGGCCGCUGCGAAGAGAAGGGGAAUCGAAGUCACCUCCAUGUCACGGCCAAUACGCCCCUCCGAUUUCAGGGAGUUUGAUCUCAUAUUGGCCAUGGACAUGCAAAAUAGAGAGGAUAUACUGCAUGCAUAUGAGAGAUGGAGAUUUAAGGAGCCUCUUCCAGAAGAUGCCCCUAAGAAGGUUAAGCUUAUGUGCUCCUAUUGUAAGAAACACAGUGAAUCUGAAGUUCCAGAUCCUUAUUAUGGAGGCUCACAAGGGUUUGAAAAGGUCCUAGAUUUGCUGGAAGAUGCUUGUGAAUCAUUACUCCAGAGCAUCGCUGCCGAGAGCAGUCAUGCUUCAGUUUCACAGGGACGAGACAAGGAAGUAAAUUAACCCGUGAUUGGUUUUAGUCCUACUCCUGUAAUGCCAGUGAUAUACUAGAGCAUUUGUAGUGGUUGGUGGGAUUGUUGAAGCUCUGAGAUCAAAGGAAAAUCCGUGGGGAUUAUUGUGAGUAGUACACAAGUUCAGUUACUAGUUUUGCUUGAUAUUCUUGAAUCUUGACUAGAAAUUAGACGUUUGGAUGAUGUGCCAACCGUAUUUCUUCCAAAGUUUACCAUAAUUUUAUUGUUUAUGGCGGAA
This is a messenger RNA of Zingiber officinale, 1053 nucleotides long. Its product is annotated as putative low molecular weight protein-tyrosine-phosphatase slr0328. Gene Ontology annotation, biological process: protein dephosphorylation. NCBI's taxonomy places the organism in Eukaryota, Viridiplantae, Streptophyta, Magnoliopsida, Zingiberales, Zingiberaceae. Gene Ontology annotation, molecular function: protein tyrosine phosphatase activity. The coding region runs from base 43 to 807 and encodes 254 amino acids. The record is from RefSeq and is a predicted model, not a curated record. The transcript has 6 exons.